Didymodactylos carnosus is the source of this 1806-nucleotide messenger RNA. The record is from the annotation of a GenBank genome assembly. Lineage: Eukaryota; Metazoa; Rotifera; Eurotatoria; Philodinida; Philodinidae.
AUGUCAAGAAUCCCUAGUGUACAACCACACAGCCAUUCGGCGUUGCCGAAACCAAGUGAGCGUAAUCAUGCACCUUCACACGGCGGUGCAUUUCAGGGAGAUCCAAUCAACCCCCACCGCUACUCGCAUUCACAACGUGGACCGUUGUUGAGUAACAAUCUCUUGCCUGGUCAACAGAGCGUGCCGCAGGAACUAUCGAGAAUCCGUCAUGCUCAAAGCCGUGCGAGCAGCAACCACUUACAUGCGCAGAAGAGUUCGUCACGAAGAGAGCCGAUGCAACCGUCGACUAUACCAAGCGGCAAUCAGUCACAGUCACAAUAUAGUGUGCCGCGUCGAGAGCCGAGCAACAGGAAAGCCUAUUCACAUGGCAUGUUGGCAUUACCUAUGCCAAGCAGCAAUCAUACACAUUUACAAGACAGUCCAUCGCAAAGAGAGCCUAGCAGCUAUCAGUCACAUUCUCAGAGCAUCGUACGCCGGAGACAGCCGAGCGCUACUCACUCGCAAGUCGAAGGCGAUACUCCAUCGGCGACCAGAUCGACUGGCAAUGACUCCUCCCAUUCAUACGGCAGCGAUGGCAGCGUGCUACAGGAAAAUCUUAGUACUGCCAUCAAUGGCUGGUCACAACACAGUGUGUCACGCGAAGACUCCUCAGAUUCGGAAGUCAGUCGCUCGCUGUCUCCGUCCCAAGGAGAACGGAAAGUCAACUAUCAAGCAUACGCAGAAGCGUCAGAAACGGCUCCGACUGUUGCUAAUGUCUCAUCGUCAGAUUUAGAAAGCACUAACUCGUCCGAACCAGAAGCAGAUUCUUCGCGGAGUGUAUGGCAAGGAGAGCCUAAUUUUCAUCCAUAUGCUCAUACAGAAGAAGCGUACAGUGCCUCGUACAGUCCGUUGCAAUCGGAGACGAAUUCUAGCUCAUUCGGAUAUGCAGAAGUCACUAAAUCAGACGAAGAGCCGAACAACUACUCGAAAUCCGAAGAUAGUGCCUUGUCAGGUUCAGAGGCCGAACACUCCCCUGAUGCAUUACAAAUACAGCCGCAUUCUGGCACACUUGCAUAUGCAGAAGCCAUUGAAUCAGACGAAGAGCAGAACUACUCGCAGUCCGAAGGCAGUUUAUCGGGGGAUUCAGAAGCAGAUCCUUCGUUGAGUUUAUCGCAAGGAGAGCCAAACUUCCACCCUUAUGCACAGACGGUACAAACACAACCGAAUUUCGAGCCUUGUGAAGACACACAAGCCACUGUAUCAGACGAAGACCCGGAAUUCGAAGGCAGUGUCUCGGCCGAGCCAGAAGCCGACCCCUUGUGGAAUGCGUCGCAAUCAGACCUGAAUGUCAAUCCUUAUGCCUAUGAACAAGGCAAUGCGUCGUAUGAACAGCCAAAUAUGCCCUACUCCUCAGAUUCCGAAGACGAACUCUCCCCUGAUGUUGGUGCAGUACAAGUAAAUCCAUAUUUCAACACUUAUGGAGGCGCAGAAGCUUACGGUGCAUUGCAACCACCGCAAAAUAUCUCUUCUUAUUCAUUUCCACAAUCGUACGAGGCCAUAUAUGGCGCUCAACAAACGGAGCCGAACGACAGUUACUCUUCAUCGGAUGCUGAAGGCGAUGAUGGGUCCUACGGUGCUUUACAAACAGAGCCCAAUUUCGAUGCUUACUCAUUUCCACAGACUUCCGGGGCAUGGCAAACAAUGGUAAAUGUCCAUCCGUACGCACAUAUACAACCCAGUGCUCCGUAUGGUGAUGUGUUUCAAUUUGAACCAAACAAUGCUUAUUAUCACCCAGAAAUCGCUUCAACUGAUUCAGACAGCGACUAA